AUGGCAUCAAUCAAGGAUUUCAACUCAACUCUUAGUUUUGCCCAGGCAAGGGAUGACGUAUACAACACAGUGAUGAAAGAGUACACGGAUAAUGUUGUUUUGCAGACUCAGUUUCACAGGCAGUUCCUCAAACAGUUUCGAGAUGACUGUAUCAAGAAAUCUGCGAACAAAGACCUACUAGCUGAGAACAUAGGGGUAUGGACGAAAGGGUUGCAGCACAAUUAUGCAUUAGAGAAGGAGGUAAAGCACACCAUGACAGAAAUUACAGCUGAGAUUAAGCAGAAGCAAAUGAAGAUAAACAUGAUCCGCCAGGAGAUUGAGAAGCUUCAUGAACAAGCCAAGAGUAAAGAGUUAAUGAAGUCCCAAUAUAAAGCAAAUAAGGACCGGUUAAAUAACCUGCAGAAAGUCCGACUCGUAUUUCAGGAUCAGUUGCAGAUGGAAUUGCGAACAAUUCAUGAUGCAAAGUUCCAGUUUGUGUUUCGGGGGAUCGGCCCAGAUGAUAACCGUCCAUACAUCAUCACAAUGGGAAUCAACAACGACAGAUCAUAUCUGAUUUUCUCGUGCCAGCCUUCCAUCGAGUGUUUGCCGGACUUGGAGAGACAACUUCAAGAGACCAAGAACCUGGCAGUUUUCCUGUCGAACGUGAGGCUGCAGUUUGUUUCCCAAGCUCACAAGAUGUAA
Molecule: messenger RNA, 681 nt
Organism: Nerophis lumbriciformis (worm pipefish)
Lineage: Eukaryota; Metazoa; Chordata; Actinopteri; Syngnathiformes; Syngnathidae
Source: RefSeq, a predicted model, not a curated record